This is a messenger RNA of Pelagomonas calceolata, 1486 nucleotides long. The record is from the annotation of a GenBank genome assembly. NCBI's taxonomy places the organism in Eukaryota, Pelagophyceae, Pelagomonadales, Pelagomonadaceae.
CGAGCCACGGGGAAGCACCAUCGCAAAUUCGAAGCUCCCGCGGCUAAGCGUGCACGAUACGCUGCCCCCAACCGCGCGGCAGCAGCAAACGAUGGCGCCGCUGCCCACGGUCCGCGAGGACGAACAAGAGGACGACGCCGAGACGCCGCGCGAGACGACGCCGCUCACCCCGCACCCCGGCCAACCAGCGGCGAAGUUCCCCUCGCCGCGGUGGCGCGGCGCGCUGGCCAUCUCCGCGGUCGGCAUCGCGUCGGUGCUCGGGCUCGGCGCCGUCACGGGCCAGUUCAGCUGCGGCGACGACUGCGUGCAGGUCGAGCCGAGCAUCGACUCCCUCGACUCUUCACCUAUCAAAGUGGAGGCCCUCGUCGAGUCCAUCAGCGUACCGUGGGCCGAGUUUAAAAAGCGCUUCGGCAAGCACUACGACGCCGAGGAGGACGUAAAACGGAAGGCCUGGUUCGAGCGGCGCGUCGCGGAGUUGGACGCGCGGAAUCUGGAACACGGCAGCCGCGUCUUCGGCCUGACGCCGGCGAGCGACCGCGCGCCGGGCGCGCGCGCGUUCCCGCGCGGCCGCGCCGGCCGCGGCCGCGCCGACGCCUACAUGCGCGCGCCGCGCGCGGCCGAUACGAACAAGCUCACCGCCGCCGCGCGCAAGCGCGGCGUUUCCUUUGAUGCCGCGGACCGCGUCGACUGGCGCGCCGUCGACGGCGCGCUCACGCCCGUGAAGAACCAGGGCCAGUGCGGCUCGUGCUGGGCCUUUAGCGCCGUGCAGCAGGUCGAGACGGCCUUCUUUUUGAAUGGAGGGCCGCCGACGGUCUUCAGCGCGCAGCAGGCGACGUCCUGCGGCGGCGCGAAGAACGGCGUCUUCGGCUGCGCCGGCGGCGACACGACCUCGGCCUUCGAGGUCAUGGCCGACAGCGUGGGCCUCGCGCCGGCGGCCUUCUGGCCCUACGCCCAGGGCCUCAUCCCGAAGGACGGCUGCCUCGACGCGGCGUGCACGGAGGACUGCGACCGCGACCUUGAUGUGUUGAAGCACGAGGGCUACUACGUGGGCCCCUCGGCGAGCGUCGGCGCCUAUAGCUUCGCGACGCCGCCCUGCGACGGCGCGUGCGAGGACCAGGACCUCGGCCAGCUCGCGGACGUCGUGCGGACGACGCCCGUAAGUGUCUGCGUCGACGCGUCGCUCUGGGACGACUAUACCGGCGGCGUGCUCAAGGCGUCGGCCUGCUCGGCGAACUACCUGGACCUGGACCACUGCGUGCAGGUCGUGGGCUUCGACAGCACGGGGCCGGAGCCGUACUGGAUCGUGCGCAACUCGUGGUCGACGGCCUGGGGCGAGUCGGGCUUCAUCCGCCUGCAGUUCGACGCGAACACGUGCGGCCUGGCCGACGAGGCCGUCGUCGUCGACGUCGACGGCGCGGUGCCGCAGGUCGUCCCGGACACGGACGACGACGCGCUGGGGCACUUCUAACGAAAAUAGGAAAUAUAA